Molecule: messenger RNA, 720 nt
Organism: Phytophthora sojae
Lineage: Eukaryota; Oomycota; Peronosporomycetes; Peronosporales; Peronosporaceae
Exons: 2
Source: RefSeq, a predicted model, not a curated record
AUGAUCCUUUGCGACACGCAAACGGAUGCGCGACCGGGAAGCACAAGCAUUGUGUCGCGCUUAGGAGAUGGAUCAGAGGCAUUCCCGUUUCGUGUUGGGAUGACGUGCAUUCGGCAAAUCCGCGAUUACAUCUCGGUACAGAAUCGCAGUGACUGUACAACGAUUCUGCACCUCGAUAGUACCCAUAGCAUGGCCAUCCAUGGCUACUCGGUCUUUGCAUUUGGCUACUCGGAUCAAAGUUGCCACUUUGUGCCGCUAGCCUACUUCUGUACAUCCCAGAAGCGGAAGCUGGAUAUCGGUUGGUGUCUUCGCUACAUUAAACGGGUCUGUGUGGAUAUCUGCAAUGUACCUUUUGCCCCUCAGUACGUGAUGAUGGACGCUGACAAAGCCCAAUUCAAUGCAUCCGUGACCGAGCUGUCCCAUUCUACCGUUCUAAUGUGUUGGUUCCAUGUCACUAACAACGUGUGGAAGUACGCAGCGGAGUUCCGCGUCUCCUACGACGACACGGCAGCUGUGUUUGAAGAUCUCUAUGACAUGCACUAUGCACUGCGGCCGGAUUUUGAAGCUGUAAAAGCGCGGGUUUUGGGGAGGCGGAGGGGACUAGCUGCAGGAUCUGCCGUCCGCAAACUUACAGACCAUACCCAGCGCUUUGCUAAAUGGCAGGCGUUCUACACCCCGCGAGGAUAUGCUGCGACCAAUAAUCCGCUUGAGCAGUAUCAU